AUGCUAGGCCCGGACACCAAAGCACAGGAUGCCGACGCCAAAUCCAUCCUCUCGAUGCAGGAGCUCGAACCGUCCCCCGUCAUUGACGACUAUCUCCCUACGCCGGAGCUCGAAUCUCUGGAGAAUGGCGAAUACUUUCCUCGACCGGUCGAGGAGAAGCCCGCGCGAAGCUGCGGCAUGUCUGCUCCAGGUCUAGGCUUACGCGCGCAUCGAUGGGACGCAUUACUUUCUGCUAUCCAAAGAUACUCGACCUAUCCUCCCACCGCAUUCUUCAUCCUUCAUAUCGCAAACACAUCCAUCAUCCCACUCGUCACUCGCUCUGUGCCCGCUAGUGAACCCUACCUCCUUCUCACGAGACCCGUCUAUCAAGCCCCCGGACUCGAACAUCUUGUUCUCACCGUGCCUAUCCUCGCCCACGUCGCAUCCGGCAUCGCGCUGCGCAAUAUCCGCGGCGCCCGUCGCGCUCGUCUCUACGGCGCAGAAACCCGCGCGCAGCGCCACACGCUCUCGUUCUGGCCCAAGGUCUCGACGCAGGCGCGUCUGGGGUACCUUAUUGCCCCGCUGGUCGGGCUGCACGCCUUGGUGAAUCGCGUGACGCCCUGCGUGGUGGAAGGCGGAAGCUCCGGGGUUGGCCUGGGCUAUGUGGCGCAUGGGAUUGCGCGCAGCCCGGUCUUUUGGAACGUCUUCUAUGUGGUCUUUGUGACGGCGAGUGUGUGGCAUUUCGUGGGCGGGUGGGCGACCUGGAUGGGGUGGAGAGUGACGACGGCGAGGAAGGAGAGAGGAAAGGGUUCCAAGGGCUCGCUGGAAGGGUACUUGGGUCAGCCCGAGAACCAGGAUCGAGUGAAGCGUCAGCGCAAGAUGUGGUGGGUGGUGAAUGGGGUGGCUGCGAUGGGCGCGGCGGUUUGGUUGGCGGGUGGGUUGGGAAUUAUUGGGCGAGCUGGUCGCGGUGCUGGAUGGGAAGCUUCAGGAUGGGAUCAGUUGUAUAGCCAUGUGCCUGUCAUUGGGGCGUGGUUAUGA
This is a messenger RNA of Penicillium diatomitis, 1017 nucleotides long. Its product is annotated as MCP1 family protein. The transcript has 2 exons. The record is from RefSeq and is a predicted model, not a curated record. Gene Ontology annotation, biological process: mitochondrion organization; lipid homeostasis. Gene Ontology annotation, cellular component: mitochondrial outer membrane. Lineage: Eukaryota; Fungi; Ascomycota; Eurotiomycetes; Eurotiales; Aspergillaceae. The coding region runs from base 1 to 1017 and encodes 338 amino acids.